AUGGCAUUUAUACACAAGUUGCCUGCUUCAGACAUCUGCUACUAUCCAAGUAGUUUCCGUGUCGCAAACAACUUUCACCCCUGGGAUAUUCUUCCCAGAAUCAAUAAAAAGUCAUCCAAGUGCAUACUGAGGCGGCUGGCGCUAAUAUGGCAACCGCAGCACCACCACCUUGUUAGUCAUAUGCUGGAUAUUCCCAAUACCUACUCAUAUAGAUCACCCUCAACUCCAUUCCAAUCACCAGAUAGCAGGCGCCCCCUUGAGGGUGAGGUCAAAAUUGGCUGGGUGGUGGAGGGGCUCGACAUGUGCGCCAGAGAUGUAGACGGCGCGGCGGAGGCGCCGGGGGCCCCGCCUCCCCCCGAAACCCCCGGGGGGGGGGCCGGGGUCUUGAGAUGGUACAUUGUCGGUCGCAAGGAUUCGGUCGACAGAUAUAGGAAUACAUGGGAAAAUGCAAACGGUCAAUCGCCGCUUUCUAGACGUACUUUACAGCGCAGUCCCCGAGUCCCGCGUCCCAUCUCCGUGCUCUGUCUGGGACAUGCCGUAGCCUCACGCCAGCGAGAUGUAGACCCGUGCGUGCUUCCAACCUCGUCCACGCUCGGCACAACGAAUCCAGAUACAGAAGAUACCUCCGCGCUCGUCUAUCGCCUCGUUCAGUUCCUGAAGGGAAGGGGGGAUGUUGAUGGAGUUCCGGGCCGUAUCGUACGCCGACAAAAUCGACCAGCUGAUGGCAAAUGGAUUCUCCCUUCGUGGGCCGCUCGUCUAUCACACCCGACUGACUUUGCUGCCUUUGUUGAUAGAACCAUAGCUCGACGACGGCAAGCUGCCAAUCGAGAACCCCAUCUUAUAGAAACGGAAUCCCCCUCCGUGAAGCGGAGCCAGGCAGGGCAAUCCUCUCUCAAGCUCGACUCUCCCGAGACCAGCCAGAAUCUCAACACCUUUUCUUCCACGACGGGCCCCUGUGACGAAGAAAGCCUCGUCCCAGAGAAGUCAACAGACCCGCAAGCCCAGUUCCUUGCCCUUCUUGCUCGAGAACAACUGAACGAAGAGCUAGCUUCUCCAGCUCUCCCUAGUCGCCCUUUCCGGGGGAUCCGAUCUGAUCCGAUCCUGCGCCUCUCCCCGCACAAAAUGUACAAAUAUGUCAUAUCCAAAGUCUUGGCCCUUUAUCGUCCAAUGCACCACCGUCAUAACUACGGCGGAAACUCUAAAGCCAAAGAAGAAGAACAGUAA
Messenger RNA from Colletotrichum lupini, 1224 nucleotides. RefSeq lists its product as uncharacterized. The record is from RefSeq and is a predicted model, not a curated record. NCBI's taxonomy places the organism in Eukaryota, Fungi, Ascomycota, Sordariomycetes, Glomerellales, Glomerellaceae. The transcript is spliced from 16 exons. The coding region runs from base 1 to 1224 and encodes 407 amino acids.